Messenger RNA from Oldenlandia corymbosa var. corymbosa, 2690 nucleotides. NCBI's taxonomy places the organism in Eukaryota, Viridiplantae, Streptophyta, Magnoliopsida, Gentianales, Rubiaceae. The record is from the annotation of a GenBank genome assembly.
CUUGUUCUAUGGGAAUUCGGAUAAUCGAAUGUCACUAUAUUUGUGAUUUUACUUAUAGAACAUGAUUUGUGUGUCUUCUCGGUAAUAAACAUACAACAAGGAGAAGAUUAUUUGAUUAUCUAAUCAGUUCAGAUGAAAUCAACGGGUUCAAGUUCAACACUUGUUGAGUACAGUUCAGCACUGACACAAAAACAAGUACCAAAUGCACUGUGCUUUCUUACGUCUUCCAUUUAUUCCUUCCUACCCAAACUCUUUUCUUCCAUGGCUUCUCUCUUCCUCUUGUCUUUUUCCCUUCCUUUUUUUGUGAGGGUAAUUUCAAUCGGCUGAUUAAUCUACUUUCUCAACUCCAUUUUCAUUUUUUUUUGUUAAGUUCUGGUAAAAUUUCUUGAAAUCAGAGCAUUUGCUUGGUGAAUUUUAAGUUUGGGGUGGUUGGAAAAUAAGUGAGUUUUGUAUGAUUGUUUGAGAGGGUAAUUGGAUAAGCAUUUUUCUGGGUUUGGGCAUAUGGGGAGAAAGGAGGAAGUCGACAUAGAAGAUGAGGUCCAUGCUCUGCUCAUUGAUGAAGGGGUGAAGCUUCUUGCUCCCCCUAAUACUGUUGAUCGACUCCUUGCAAUCCUAGAUGAUAUGGAGAUUAUCUUGGGGAGUUUGGGGCAAGAUCCUUCUCCUUCAUUACGUGAUGCACUCCUGCCUACCAAAAUGGGGCUGGUAUCUGACAAGCUCUUUAGACAUCCUGAUAUGGAUGUUAAAGCUUCUGCGCUGUCUUGCAUUCACGAGCUUAUAAGAAUUACAGCUCCUGAAUCACCCUAUCCGAGUGGCACAAUGAAGGAAAUCUUUUGUCAAACGCUUGUUCUAUUUGAGAAGUUGAUUUCGUACUCUGGUCGGUGUUAUACAAAGGCUUUGCACGUUCUUGAAACUGUGGCAAAGGUCAGAUCGUGCUUGAUUUUACUGGAGAUAGGGUGCGAUGAUUUGAUAUACCAGAUGUUUCAACUCCUGCUCAAUACCAUCAGGUCAAACCAUCCAGAUGCUGUAUUCUCUAACAUGGAGAGAAUCAUGACUUUGCUGAUAGAAGAAUGUGAUGAAAUCUCAAUGCCUCUUCUGAAGCCUCUUCUAGCUAGUGUGGGAAAGGGAAAUAAGAACUUUUCCCCGAUUUCCUGGAGAUUAGGGGUGAAGGUACUGAAUAAUUGUUCUGUCAGGGUCAAACCUUAUCUCAUCAAAGCAGUGGAACAAAUGAGGCAGGACAUUGAGAAUCAUACUGAUAUAGUUGCUUCAAUAUGGCCUGAUGCUACUGUUGUUAAUGUGAUGAAAAAGGCAGCAACAGAGUCCAAUAAUCUUGUGCAAAAUCUGUCCAAUGGCAGGGCUGAGAAGACUGGCAAUUUUAAAAGUGCAAUACCGGACGAUGACCCUUCAAAGGCAUUAGUGAUCCCAGGACACUUUGGGCCUCUACAAAUAAUUGCUAAUAAAUCUAUCAAACCUGAACCUUUAGAAAGUGGAGCAACUCCUUCAAGGAGAAGGGGCAGAAGGCCCAAUGCUAUGAAAACACUCGAUGAAGUUGGUAAAUAUUCAAGGGUUAGUGGAGGUACUACUUCUUCAAAAGCAUCUCCGAAAAGGAAGAAUCACGGUGGAACAAUAACAAAGCAUUCAUCAACAGAAAAGUCCUCUCUUCAGCCAAAACGUGUCCCCAUAGCUCAAAAUUCUGUCCGCAGAUGUCAGCCAAAGAAGAAAGUGAAUAUGAAAAGUUCACGUGUAAAGAAAGAAGUACACUCUCUGAGUGAUAAUGAAAUGAAAAAUGAAAGAACUGCUUGGAAUCAUGAUGCUGAAAGAACUCCUUCAGGGGAACAAAAUGGUGAUAAUGAGUAUCGUGAAGAGUUGAUAGGUCUAAGGAUAAAGGUCUUUUGGCCUGUUGAUCGUCAGUUCUAUGAGGGUAUUGUUGAAUCCUAUGAUUAUCACACAAAGAAGCAUGAGGUUGUUUAUUUUGAUGGUGAUGUAGAGAACCUGAGACUAUGCAGGGAGUGCUGGCUACUGCUCGAUGACAUACCUGCUAAAAUGGAUAUUAAAGAGGAUAUUUUUCCAAUUUCUUCUAUUAUGCCUGUCAAGUUGGAGAAGGGGGAAGCAAGCUCGCAGCGCAAGGCAAAACAAGGAAAAAAUGGCUCGCGAUCAAUAAGGAAAGGCAAUUCUAGCUCUUCAUGGAGAAGGUGGAAGCCUAAAGCCGGACCUGAGACCAGAGAGCCCUUUUCUACUCAAGAGAUUCUUGCGAUAAAGAAUGAGCCGUAUACUGGAGAUGAGAAGGAGGAUGCUGGAAUUCCACCGACACGCGAUGAAAUAAUCAUGUACACUCGGAGACCUCGCCAGUGGUCGUUUGGCUAGAAACAGGGUCUACUGAAGAACUCAAUGCAGUUCAUGCCAAGAAUAUUGCUCCAACAUCUUGGAAAUUGUUAUCGUAGGUGUUUGAUAAAAAAGGAAAUUGUGGCUCUAAACUUGAUAGGGAUGACCGGAUGUGCUAGUUUUCAACUGUUUCUGUUAGAUGACAUCGGUAAUGAUAUAUACUCCAAAUUUACGUAUGUGUAUAAAUAUUGGUGCGACGGAAUGACUAAUUUCGUCUUAAAUUAUAUUCUCCCCCUCUCAAUUUAUUAUCUCAAAAAAAAAUUCUACAGAGGAGUUUUUUAGAGACUGGAGACUUUUUAUGAACGUGAUGC